CCCGCCGCCCCGCCGCUUCGCCGUGCCCGCCGGGGAGGCAUGAGCGACGGAGCGGCCGCGCCGCGCCGCGGUAAGUGUGGACGCCUGUUUAAGUGUGAGAGCAUCAUGGUGGCAUUUAAAGGAGUCUGGACUCAGCCCUUCUGGAAAGCCGUUUCAGCAGAAUUUUUGGCCAUGCUUAUUUUUGUCCUCCUCAGCCUUGGCUCCACAAUCAACUGGGGUGGAGCAGAGAACCCCCUGCCUGUAGACAUGGUCCUUAUCUCCCUCUGCUUUGGACUCAGCAUUGCCACCAUGGUGCAGUGCUUUGGACACAUCAGCGGAGGCCACAUUAACCCUGCUGUCACUGUGGCAAUGGUUUGCACGAGGAAGAUCAGCCUCGCCAAGUCGGUCUUCUACAUUCUUGCCCAGUGCCUUGGAGCCAUCGUGGGUGCAGGAAUCCUUUACCUCAUCACACCACCAAGUGUGGUGGGAGGCCUGGGAGUCACUGCGGUACACGAGGAUCUUUCCGCUGGCCAUGGACUCCUGGUGGAGUUGAUAAUCACCUUCCAGCUGGUUUUUACUAUUUUUGCUAGCUGUGAUUCAAAACGAAAUGAUGUCACUGGUUCAGUAGCUUUAGCAAUUGGAUUUUCUGUUGCAAUUGGACAUUUAUUUGCCAUCAACUACACUGGUGCCAGCAUGAACCCAGCCCGAUCAUUUGGACCUGCUGUCAUUAUGGGGAGAUGGGAAAACCAAUGGGUGUAUUGGGUGGGACCCAUCAUAGGAGCAGUCCUUGCUGGUGCUCUUUAUGAGUACGUCUAUUGCCCAGACGUUGAACUCAAGCGCCGUUUUAAGGAUGUCUUCAGUAAGGCUACCCAGCCAUCCAAGGGGAAGUACAUCGAGGUGGAUGAUAACAGGAGCCACGUGGAGACUGAUGACCUGAUCCUGAAGCCUGGCAUAGUUCAUGUGAUUGAUAUUGACAGGGGUGAGGACAAGAAGGGGAGAGAUCCAUCCAGCGAGGUGUUGUCUUCUGUAUGACUAGCAAGAAGCACUGAAAGCAGAGAGCGGCCUGCUAGCCUGUCCACUGAUAUCCUUCCACCUAUUAAAGAAACAGAUCUUCUCUAAACUGAGCAUCACUAUAUUUUAACAGGUGUGGUGCAGGCAGUUGCCUGGUAGUGGUGUCCCCAAACCAUGUGCCUGCUCAGUUGGAUUAUUAGGACUUUGCUAUAAUUAGGAUUCCCCCCAUCUAGUAGUUCAAAUUAAGAGUUGCUCCUACUAUUUUCCUUUUCCUCUUUCUGGAUCAAUCCCAAAGUAAAAAAAAAAAAAAUUAAAGUAUUCUCCUUUAGUAAAUCAGUCAAUAAGAGAUGAAGAUAAUGUUUAACAUUCAGAUUGACAGUUAAGACAUAUCAGGAAAUUCCUAUAGACAAGAAGACCUACUUAUCAGAUUGUUCUUCUGACACUUAAUUGGCUGUUGUCAGCUUUGAUUACAGGAUUUUAUCCAUUAUGCAUUCUCAGCAAGGUUCAGGAACAACACCAACACUAUUUCAGAGUUUUAUCCACAAGCAAAGGGACAUUGUUUCCACUCACGUACAUAAUUAUUGUCUUGGACACUACUGAAAAAAAUAAUACUUUAAUAUGUUUUAAAUAAAUUCUGUCAGCCCACCAAAUUUCACCUGUGAUUUGCAGUGUAAAUUCUUCAUCCCUUCCUGGGAGUAAAUAUUCUGAAAUUGAAUGUUGAAGUCUACUGUAAUAAGGCUGCAAAACACUUGACUGUACUUCAUGCUCCCUGUUGUCAUUGUCUAUCUGGGUAAAAAUUCUCCUGGGCUUUGACUAUUGACCAUUUACAGUUAGCAGACUUUCAAGGUCA
Molecule: messenger RNA, 1840 nt
Organism: Calypte anna (Anna's hummingbird)
Lineage: Eukaryota; Metazoa; Chordata; Aves; Apodiformes; Trochilidae
Gene: AQP4
Product: aquaporin 4
Exons: 5
Coding region: 40-1011 (323 amino acids)
Biological process (GO): transmembrane transport
Cellular component (GO): basolateral plasma membrane; plasma membrane
Molecular function (GO): water channel activity
Source: RefSeq, a predicted model, not a curated record